CAAUUCUCCCGCCAAAAUCAAAACCCUAAAUAAGCAAAAACAAUCAGCUCUUUACUAAUUUUACAGCAAUCAACAAUGGCGGAAAAUGAAGAAAUCAACACGGAAACACUUCAAUCCAGUUUUCCGGCAGGCAGAGUGAAGAGAAUCAUGAAACUAGACACAGAAAUAAACAAAGUAAACUCCGAUGCGCUGUUCGUAAUCUCCAACGCCACCGACCUUUUCCUCAAGUUCUUAACGGAGAAAUCAUCGGAAGUUGCAAUCGAGAAGAAACGGAAGACGAUAAAGCUGGAGCAUCUUCGAAUGGCCGUGAAGAGGCACCGUCCGACCGCUGAUUUUCUUCUGGAUUCUCUUCCGAUGCCGCCACCAGUUCAGAUCUCGUCGAAAACCGACCGAUCUCAUAAAAGCGAUGAGAAGAAGAAAAACUCGGUGCCAGCUGGCACUCGCGGAAUUGACAGUUUCUUCAAGAAAUGCGAGUAGAAUAGUAGAUGAACACUGUAUGGAUCUUUUCUUCUUUCUAUCAUUUCAUAUCAUAUCAUGAUAUUUAAGUAGAAUGUAGUUGUUAAGCCUAAGUUCGAUUCAAUGAUGACUCUGAAUUGAAAUUAAGUUUAUUUGUUUUUUGUAAA
Molecule: messenger RNA, 623 nt
Organism: Helianthus annuus (common sunflower)
Lineage: Eukaryota; Viridiplantae; Streptophyta; Magnoliopsida; Asterales; Asteraceae
Product: nuclear transcription factor Y subunit C-5-like
Exons: 1
Coding region: 76-477 (133 amino acids)
Biological process (GO): regulation of DNA-templated transcription
Cellular component (GO): nucleus
Molecular function (GO): protein heterodimerization activity
Source: RefSeq, a predicted model, not a curated record